Pygocentrus nattereri (red-bellied piranha) is the source of this 2170-nucleotide messenger RNA. RefSeq names its product synaptotagmin Ia (gene syt1a). Bases 366 to 1622 code for a protein of 418 amino acids. Gene Ontology annotation, cellular component: dense core granule; synaptic vesicle membrane; axon. Gene Ontology annotation, molecular function: calcium-dependent phospholipid binding; calcium ion binding; phosphatidylserine binding. The record is from RefSeq and is a predicted model, not a curated record. Gene Ontology annotation, biological process: regulation of calcium ion-dependent exocytosis; cellular response to calcium ion; synaptic vesicle endocytosis. The transcript is spliced from 13 exons. NCBI's taxonomy places the organism in Eukaryota, Metazoa, Chordata, Actinopteri, Characiformes, Serrasalmidae.
UCUGUGACUCCCUCUCUUUCUCCUGCUCUCCUCCAUCCCUCUCUUCACAUCUUCCCAGCUGAAGCGAGCAGCAGCAGCAUCAUCUCUCCACAGCUGCAGGUUUCACGACUGGGAUUAAUCCAUUCUGAUCACUAUUUUGGAGUAAUCAGAAAAGAAGAAGCAGCGAAGCUGAACGCAGAGGACAUUCUGUAGAUUAUAUCAGAAGCACAACUGCCGUCAAUUCGUGGGAAAGAGAAGUCCAGCAGCAGGCGCCGUCGAGUUAAAGGAGAAAAUAAACGAGUGUGAGAGCAGUGGUGUUUGGUUGCAGCCUGAAUUAAAGCCAGAAGAGGAAGCGCACUGCCAGCUUGUGCCUGGCUGCCGUAGCCAUGAGUCGGAGGGAAGCUUUGGUGGGAAACCCAGCCCCCAGCGCAGGGCCUGAAACCCUCUCUAACAGCACAGAGCCUGCCGCCCCUGGAGGCGGUGGUCCGAAGGAUGAGGCCUUCUCCAAACUCAAAGACAAGUUCAUGAACGAGCUCAACAAAAUACCAUUGCCAUCAUGGGCUAUUGUGGCUAUUGCAUUUGUGGCCGUCGUGCUAGUUGUGUCCUGCUGCUUCUGCAUCUGCAAAAAGUGGAUAUUCAAGAAGAAGAACAAGAAAAAGGGCAAGGACAAGGGCAAGAAUGCCAUUAAUAUGAAGGAUGUCAUAGAUGGGACCAAAACCGAGGCCCUGAAGGACGAAGAUGAAGUGGAAACAGGGCUGACAGAGAACGAGAAGGAGGCGGAGCCUAAGGAGCAGGAAAAACUAGGCAAAUUACAGUAUUCCUUGGAUUACAAUUUCACCGAGAACACGCUCAUAGUGGGGAUCAUCCAGGCGGCUGAAUUGCCCGCCAUGGACAUGGGUGGCACCUCUGACCCCUAUGUAAAGGUCUACCUGCUGCCAGACAAGAAGAAGAAGUUUGAGACUAAAGUCCACCGGAAGACCCUGAACCCCACCUUCAACGAGCAGUUCACUUUCAAGGUUCCUUACACAGAGCUGGGAGGAAAAACCCUGGUGAUGACGGUGUAUGACUUUGACCGUUUCUCUAAACAUGACGCCAUUGGAGAUGUCAAGGUCCCCAUGAACAAGGUGGACUUUAGUCAUGUGACCGAGGAGUGGCGGGACCUCCAGAGUGCUGAGAAAGAAGAACAAGAGAAGCUUGGAGACAUUUGUUUCUCUCUUCGCUACGUGCCUACUGCUGGAAAACUGACCGUAGUUAUCCUGGAGGCUAAGAACCUGAAGAAGAUGGAUGUGGGAGGCCUGUCAGAUCCAUAUGUGAAGAUUCACCUGAUGCAGAACGGAAAGCGUCUGAAGAAGAAAAAGACGACAAUCAAAAAGAACACCCUCAACCCCUAUUACAAUGAAUCUUUCAGUUUCGAAGUGCCAUUUGAACAAAUCCAGAAAGUUCAAAUUGUUAUAACUGUUCUGGACUAUGACAAGAUCGGCAAGAAUGAUGCCAUUGGAAAAGUGUUUGUGGGGCUGAACAGCACAGGAACGGAGCUUCGCCAUUGGUCGGAUAUGCUGGCCAAUCCACGGAGACCCAUCGCCCAGUGGCAUGUCCUCAAGCCCGAGGAGGAAGUGGACGCCCAAUUGGCCGUUAAGAAAUAAAGAAAUCCCCCCAAGCCCUGCCUACAUAGUGCUCCUAACCCAGUGUGUACAUACCUCAGUGAUUAUAUGGAUCCUUCACACCCUCUAAAUCUUCUCUUGUCUGACAAAAUGCCUUCUUUUAUAAUAGUUAUUGGUAUUUUGAUUGCCCCCUCAAUAUACACUCACAUAAACACACACAGAGUUGAAAGUUGUGUUUCUAUGUGCGUUUCUCUAUGUCCCUUUCCCCUCCUCUGUUUGUUCUGACCAUCAUCCAUCCAUCACCUUUAACCCCAGACCAAAAUGCCCCCUUCUUUUAAGCAAUAUGAUCUUGUGUAGAUAGCGCAUGAAUGGAAAAAGUGUACCACAAGGUGUAUAUAUCAGUAUGCAGACAAAAAUGAUUUCUAGUUUUUGUGUUUAUAUGUUGUUACCCGUUUCCUAAUCUGUGUACAUGUUGAUGUUUUUAAUAAGAUGUUCUAUUUUAAAUUAUGUAAAUGCAGAUAUAGAAGAGCCAAUAUUAUAUAUAUAUAUGAACAGGAUUUAAGAAUUCUACCUUAUUGCAUUCCAGUAAA